AUGAUCCCAAACAACCGGCUUGCGAUUCUGCUAAAUCAUGUCAAGCAAAAUCAAAUAAAUCGCUGCUUAUAUCAUAAUACUGCAACACCACCAUCGCUAUAUUCCGAUCAUAUGUGCGAUAGGAAUGACUUUCCACUUCGAACUGGAGUUGAGCUGCGCCAGCAUUCAGAUGAGGUCUGGUACUGCCAAUUCUCCCAUGACGGCUCAAAGUUGGUCACGGCAGGGCGGGAUCGUCACGUAUACAUCUAUGACACAUCCAAUUUUUCUGUGUACCGGCAGUUGGAGAAGCACGAGGAGGGUGUUGCGCACGUCAGUUGGAGUCCGGAUGAUAGUAAAUUGAUCACGUGCUCUCAGGAUAAGAAAGCCCGUGUCUGGAGUGUUGAGACCGGCCGCUGCCUUCUGACCAUCAAUCAUCACCGGCAGCCUGUAACGGCUGCCGUAUGGGCUGCAGAUGGAGAGUCCUUUGUGACCGCGUCCCUUGAUUUAAGCUCCCAACUAUGCCACUGGAGCAUGCGAGGCGAUCCCCUGUAUACAUGGCACGGUGGCUUCAGGGUUCAAGAUUGCGCGAUCACUCCUGACGGCCGUCGGUUGAUCGCCGCGGACGUUGAGGAAAAGAUUCACGUUUAUGACUUUGCGACUCACGAGGAGGAAUAUUGUCUCCCACUGAAGAGCAAACCCACUUCUGUAACUGUCAGCAGGGACUCACGAUAUAUGCUCGUGAAUUUGUCUGAAGGUCAGAUACAGCUGAUCGACCUUGAUACUACAGAGGUUAUCAGGCGUUUUCAGGGACAAAAACAGGGUCAUUUCGUCAUCCGAAGUGCCUUUGGUGGUGCAGCUGAAAACUUUGUUGUCAGCGGUAGCGAAGAUUCCCGGGUCUACAUAUGGCACAAAGAAAAUGGUACGCUAGUAGAAACGUUGGAGGGUCAUACUUCAGGUUGUGUCAAUGCGAUAUCCUGGAAUCCUACAAAUCCUUGCAUGUUUGCAUCUGCAGGUGAUGACUACUUUGUCAGAAUUUGGACCCGCGAACGUGACAUGCAGCGAUAUGCCCCAGCUAAUAAAGGCGAGGCGGUAUCAGUGAAUGGCUCCGCACGCACGAGUGCGCUACGAUCAACGUCAAAUUUCUGA
Messenger RNA from Aspergillus fumigatus Af293, 1125 nucleotides. RefSeq names its product WD40 repeat domain-containing protein. Gene Ontology annotation, molecular function: protein binding. Gene Ontology annotation, cellular component: GID complex. NCBI's taxonomy places the organism in Eukaryota, Fungi, Ascomycota, Eurotiomycetes, Eurotiales, Aspergillaceae. Gene Ontology annotation, biological process: proteasome-mediated ubiquitin-dependent protein catabolic process. The record is from RefSeq and is a predicted model, not a curated record.